This is a messenger RNA of Halteromyces radiatus, 1208 nucleotides long. RefSeq lists its product as uncharacterized. Bases 81 to 1094 code for a protein of 337 amino acids. The record is from RefSeq and is a predicted model, not a curated record. The transcript has a single exon. Lineage: Eukaryota; Fungi; Mucoromycota; Mucoromycetes; Mucorales; Cunninghamellaceae.
UUUUUGUAUUUAUACCUUUCUUUUUUUUUUCCCUGAUACACUAAUGGUAUUAUCCAAUUGAUCUACCUUUUUUUCUGUUAAUGCCAACUUCCAUCUAUAUCUCUGGAGUGACAGGUUACAUUGGUGGUGCGGUGGUUUCCAAGUUAUUGGCCAGCAAGAAAAAAUACAAAUUAACGGCACUGGUGCGAAGUCAAGACAAAGCCAUUGCAUUAGAACAAGCUGGUAUCCGGACAGUGAUAGGAAGUCUAGAAGACAGUAAACUGAUAGAAGAUUUGGUGUUUGAACAUGAUGUGACGAUCACGGCAGCCAAUUGCGAUUCUUUGACGGAAGCUCAGGCGGUGGUGAAAGGCAUGCAACGUAAACAUGACUUGGGACAACGUGGAUUAUUGGUGCAAACGACAGGGUCAGGUGUAGUAACGACGACACUCUCAGAUGGACAUGCAAUGAAAGAAGAGAAUAAUGUAUUUAGUGAUCUUGAUACAGCUAGGUUGAAUGCAUUACCCGAUACACAACCUCAUCGUCAUGUUGAUACAUUCUUGAUGGCUCAAUCUAAUACGUUUGAUCUGGUGUUGAUAGGCCCACCUACCAUCUUUGGCAAACCAUCCACCACCCUAGGUGUUAAUCCUCAUUCGAUGCAAAUCCCUUGGGCAAUCUCAGUCUCUCUUCAACAUGGUGCUGUUCAUCAAGUGGGUGAUGGUAAAAAUACUUGGAGUUUGGUGCAUAUUGAUGAUUUGGUGGAUCUGUAUGGUUUGGUGAUCGAUCAAUGGCUGGAUGGACAACUUGAUCAUUUUGGUUAUUUCUUUCCUGAGUCUGGAUUCUAUGAAUGGCAGCAAGCUUAUCAAGUCAUGGCGAAAACUCUUCAUGCUCUGGGUGCCAUCCCUUCUCCACUCCCAAUCAUCAUCCGUUCCGAUGAUGAAUUCAUUCGUGUAUACAAGAUGUUGGCUUUCAAGUUUGCCUAUGGCGGGAACACUCGUGUCAGUGCAGACAAGUGCAGAGCUAUCGGUUGGUCUCCAAAGUAUUCGCUGGAUGACUUUUUGUUAGACAUUGAACGUGAAGCUGGUGUAUUGGCAAGGAAAAAAGGAUUCAUUCCGUAGAUAGUCAGCCCCUUUAGAUUAGUUGUCUUUAUUACUAUCAUUGUCAUUAUUAAAUUUUUUUAUUUAUUUACCUUUGAUGAUUUAAAUAACAAUGUCCACGAUAAAAAAAAAAAA